This is a messenger RNA of Neoarius graeffei (lesser salmon catfish), 2589 nucleotides long. It is a transcript of the gene ptprjb.2, whose product is annotated as zic family member 2 (odd-paired homolog, Drosophila), a. Gene Ontology annotation, molecular function: RNA polymerase II cis-regulatory region sequence-specific DNA binding; DNA-binding transcription factor activity, RNA polymerase II-specific. The record is from RefSeq and is a predicted model, not a curated record. The transcript has 3 exons. NCBI's taxonomy places the organism in Eukaryota, Metazoa, Chordata, Actinopteri, Siluriformes, Ariidae. Gene Ontology annotation, biological process: regulation of transcription by RNA polymerase II; central nervous system development. Gene Ontology annotation, cellular component: nucleus. The coding region runs from base 477 to 1811 and encodes 444 amino acids.
GACAGACCCUCCGAGAUAAACACAGAAGAGCGAGAGAAAUAAACAUCCCGAUCCGAGAUGCUUCAAGAACGCGCCGCGGGUUUAAAGAAGACACAGUAAGAUAACCAGUCGAUUUUUUCCCCGACUCGAUUUAAACUGGAAGACGCUAAGGAAUCUUUUUUUUCCCCCUUCCCUUUGACUGGGAUUUUAAGUUAGAAGUUAUACACAAGAAAAAAAAAAAAUCUAGGCGAGCUGAGUAAGAGCACUUCUGUUUUUUUUUUCUUUUUCCGUGUGUGUGAGGAUUAGUGCAUACAAGUUUUACCUCAUGUUGUGUUUUCAAAUCUGGAAGUUAUUACUUCCAUAGUUAAAAGCCUUCUCUGUUUGUUUGUUUAUUUAUUUAUUUGGCGUGUAUUUGGGCCGUUACAGGUCAACUGCUUUGAGAGAGAGAGAGAGAGAGAGAGAGAGAGAGGGGGAAAAAUUGUAUUUAGUGAGAGAUAAUGUUACUGGACGCUGGUCACCAGUUCCCUGGUUUGGGAGUGGGAACCUUUGCGAGGCAUCACGCGGCGAGCGACAUGCAGGACAGGGACUUGAAUUUAGUGCAGAACAGCUUCGUUGACUCUGCGCACAUGGGCGCUUUUAAACUGAACCACGAUCUGUCGCCCGGACAGAACUCUGCGUUCACCUCACAAGCCCCCGCUUACCCAGCCGCGGCCCUGGGUGCGCACGCCGCGCAUGUCACUUCGUACGCGAGCUCGCCGUUCAACUCGACACGGGACUUCCUUUUCCGCAGCCGAGGUUUCGGAGAAUCGCCCCCAGCGAGCGGCCAGCAUGCCAUCUUCGGCCCCACUGCGGGGUCCCUGCACCAUUCCCACGCAGACAGCCAAGGCCACAUUCUGUUCCCUGGGAUCCACGACCAGCACGCCUCGCACGGAUCCCCAAACGUGCUCAACGGGCAAAUGCGACUUGGACUACCGGGCGAGGUAUUCGGACGAUCAGACCAGUACCACCAGGUCUCAAGCCCUCGGACCGACCCUUACUCAGCAGCCCAACUCCACAACCAGUACGGCUCCAUGAACAUGAAUAUGGGAAUGAACAUGGCAGCGCAUCACCACCAUCCCGGUGCCUUCUUUCGCUACAUGCGGCAACAGUGCAUCAAGCAAGAGCUCAUCUGCAAAUGGAUCGAUCCGGAGCAGCUGAAUAACCCUAAGAAAAGUUGUAAUAAAACUUUCAGCACAAUGCACGAGCUUGUCACCCAUGUCUCAGUUGAGCACGUUGGAGGACCGGAGCAAAGCAACCAUGUGUGCUUUUGGGAAGAUUGUCCGCGGGAAAGCAAACCCUUCAAAGCUAAAUACAAAUUAGUUAAUCACAUUCGCGUGCACACCGGAGAGAAACCUUUCCCCUGCCCGUUCCCUGGUUGUGGCAAAGUAUUCGCACGAUCAGAAAAUUUGAAGAUUCACAAGAGGACGCACACAGGGGAGAAACCAUUCCAGUGUGAGUUUGAAGGCUGCGACAGGCGCUUUGCAAACAGCAGUGACCGGAAGAAGCACAUGCACGUGCACACGUCGGACAAACCGUAUUUGUGCAAAAUGUGCGACAAAUCAUACACUCAUCCCAGUUCUCUUCGAAAGCACAUGAAGGUUCACGAAUCUUCCCCAUCAGGGUCCGACUCGUCUCCGGCAGCAAGCUCUGGGUACGAGUCUUCCACGCCCCCCGGGCUGGUGUCGCCCUCCACCGAGACCCAGAGCAACACCAACCUGUCACCCUCAUCCGGCGUACACAGCUCAAACGCACACAGCGGCCUGUCGUCCAACUUCAGUGAGUGGUAUGUUUAGGACUGGAUCAGUCCACAAAGAAGUAUUUCACACACACGUACACACACACGUCGCUCCAGUAAGACCUGGGGUCUAAAUCAGACUACUAGGCCUUAGCCUGUAUCUUGCGCUAUUCUCCCGGGAGUGAUCCUCGUCAACCGAAGAAACGUGCACAAAGAAGCACUCCUUCUUUUGUAAAUACUUUGGACCCUUUUCCUAGUUGCUGUAAUAGAUUUUGUCAGGUUUUUUUUUAUUAUUAUUUUUUAAAAUUUAUUUUAUUUUAUUUUAUUUUAUUGGUGUAUAGAUGUCGCUUCAAUGGUAGCUAUUUCUCUAACCGGACUUUUAGUGCACAUAUUACGAUAAAAGUUGUAUAUGGUUAUAAAUAUUGUGCUCUCAUUAAGGCAAACUGAUUGUACCUAAAACAUCUAUUAACUGGUAUGAGUGCCAAAGUCAACACUUAACCAAGACGGACACAAUAUUUGCUUGUGAAUGUAUAUUUUUAUUUUUAUUUUUUCGUUUGCUGGGCUUAACUUGUGAUGUUUUUGUGCUUUGCAAGUUCGAAUUGUGAAAUAUAUUUGGAAGAUGUGAGGAAAAUAAACGUCGUGCAGUUCAAUUUUCUGCUACCACACCCUUCCUUUUGUAAAUAUCGACUGCCAUAUUUAUCCAUUUGUAAUUAAAUUAUGGUAUUUACUUCCAACAGAUGAAACAAUAUUUAUAAAAAAAUGUUUCUUUACUAUAAAUAUGUACAAUUAUGAGCUGAACAGGGGCAGGUGUUUUGUUAUGUGUUUUUGUUCAAAGU